AUGCCGCCGCCUCCGCCAACGGGCGAGCCGAAGCGCCGCCGCCUUCUAUCCCUCAUGGCAGUCUACCCAUGCGAGAGCAUCGCGCCGGCGCCUCUGUUCAGCUCGCUUCUCACCCUUGCGGCCGACUUGGCGAGCCAAGGGCGGCUCAGCCCCGACGCCGGCGACUUCCCUGUUCUCCGGCGCGGCUUACGGCAGGCAGUGCGGAUUGCAGGCCUCCUCCUCGCCUUCCUGGAGGAGAUCCAAGACGUGACGGUGACGAAGACAGCAGCUCUGCCGUCAUCGGCGGUGCUGGGUCUCAUGGAGCUGCACGUGGCCAUGCAGAAGCUGCGGUUCCUCCUCUCCGACUGCGCGCGACGGGGCGCGCGGCUGUGGGUGCUCGUGAACGCCGGAUUGGCCGCGUCUGAGCUCCGGGUGAUUCUCGGGUCCGUCGCUGCGGCCGUGGACGCGCUGCCCAAGGACGUAGUGGAUGCGUCCGUGGAUGCCGGGGAGCUCGCGCGGCUGAUGUCGGAGCAUGCGUGGCGCGCGGCGGUGCGUCCGGACGCCGGCGACGAGCGCGCGGCGAGGAGCGUGCGGUCGAUACUGGAGCAGUUCAAGAGCGGCGUCUCGCCGGACGCCGAGGACGCGAGGCGGGUGCUGGAGCACAUCGGGGUUAGAAGCUGGUCCGACUGCUCCGAGGAGAUUGCCUUCUUGGAGGACGAGCUGCGCACGCGAUUGGACGGCGGCGCAGGCGGCGACAGCAGCAGCAGCAGCGACGCGGUGCUCAUCAACAGCUUAAUGGCAUUCAUGGUGUACUGCCGCGUCGUGCUGUUCGAUCAGAUCGACGCGAACCCAAAAGCGGACGCGGCGUCACGGCCGCCGGCGAGGUGCCCGGAUUGGCUCAGACCGGAGACGUUGCAGUGCCCGAUCACUCUGGACCUGAUGAAGGACCCGGUGACCGUGUCUACUGGCCAGACGUACGACCGCGAGUCCAUCACCCGGUGGAUCAAGGCUGGAUGCCGCACGUGCCCGGUCACCGGCGGGCGGCUCCGCACCGCCGACGUGGUGCCGAACGCCGCUCUCCGCGGGAUCAUCGAGCGGAUGCUGCUCAGCAACGGCGUCUCGCUUCCGGACCGAAGCAGCUCGGGGCACCGCCACGGCGCGCUCGGCGACACAGCCGUGGCAUUCGGGCCGGCCGCCGCGGGCGCUGCCCGUCUCGCCGUCGCCUACAUCGUCGCCCAGAUCUCGACGGGUUCGACGGCGGAGCGCAGGAAGGCGACGUGCGAGGCCCGCAAGCUGUGCAAGCACAGCGUGUUCUACCGCGCGUGCCUCGUGGAGGCCAACGCCGUGCCGUGGCUGCUGUGCCUGCUGUCCUCGACGGACGCGUCCGUGCAGGACAAUGCGGUGGCGUGCCUCCUGAACCUGUCGAAGAACCCGCGGGGCCGGGCGGCGCUGUUCGAGGCCGGCGGCGUGGGCCUCGUGGUGGACGUGAUCAACGUGGGCGCCAGGGCGGAGGCGCGGCAGAACGCGGCGGCCGUCCUGUUCUACCUGUCGUCGAACGCCGAGCACGCCGAGGAGAUCGGGCGCAUCCCGGAGGCCAUCCCGACGCUGGUGCAGCUGAUCCGCGACGGCGCGCACCGCGGGCGCAAGAACGCGAUGGUCAGCCUCUACGGUCUCCUCCAGUGCGCGAGCAACCACUGCAGGGCCGUCGCGGCCGGCGCCGUGGCGGCUCUCGCGGGGCUCCUCCUGCCCGUCUCCGUCGUCGACCGGGACGACGACCUCGCCAGCGACGCCGUGACGCUGCUGGCGAGGCUCGCGGAGCAGCCGGCGGGCGCGCAGGCCGUGCUGGCGCGGCCGGGCCUGGUCGCCCGCGUCGUCGAGGCGCUCGCCACGUCGUCGGCGUCCCGGUCGGGGAAGGACCACUGCGUGGCUCUGCUGGUCUCGCUGUGCCGGCACGGCGGGGACAAGGUGGUGGCCCUGCUGGGGAGGAUGCCGGGGCUCAUGUCGUCGCUGUACACGCUGGUGGCCGACGGCAGCCCGCAGACGUGCAAGCGCGCCAGGGCGCUGCUCAACCUGAUCCACCGCCAUUACGAGAUGGACGGGCAGCCGGCAUCGGCGGCGGCGUCGGAGGCCGGCGAGCGUGUCGUUCGCGUGCUAUAG
Miscanthus lutarioriparius is the source of this 2136-nucleotide messenger RNA. The record is from the annotation of a GenBank genome assembly. Lineage: Eukaryota; Viridiplantae; Streptophyta; Magnoliopsida; Poales; Poaceae.